Amoebophrya sp. A120 is the source of this 527-nucleotide messenger RNA. Lineage: Eukaryota; Dinophyceae; Syndiniales; Amoebophryaceae. The record is from the annotation of a GenBank genome assembly.
CUCGCCGCCCGAGAACGCGGACGGGGAAGACGAUUCUCCGGCCGGUGGAUUUGUUCUGCAAUUGAAUAUGGAACAAAGCACCCAUCAGCAGGCAUCCACAUCCCGGCAGCAGGGCGAGCAGGCCUCUUCCCCCAGCGGGGCCAAUAGGAGUGCGCCAGCGUCUAGUGCCCUGGCUGUUGUGCCUCCUCCAAGUGCGCGCGGACACCUCAAGGUCUUUUGGGACGCUUUCCUUGCAAGCGGAGCAAAGGCACUGCAGGAAGAAUACAGUCCCACCGAGAGCGAUGUUGAAGCGGAGAAGGGGCGUGACGCGAGGAUGUUUUUUCGCAUCGUGCGGACCAGGAGCGGCAGCGGGGAUUUGGAGCCUGGUCGCAUCGUACGUGAUUCAAGCCGCCCGACAAUCACGGAUUCGGAUGAGUUUUUCCUGGAGGUUGCGCAGAGUGACGGAAGAAUGACCAAGGGUACCUCCGCGUCUUCUGCCGGAAGAGUGGUGGAGCGCCGUUGCGUUUUGGAGUAUGACGAAAGCAGCG